Molecule: messenger RNA, 1787 nt
Organism: Salvelinus sp. IW2-2015
Lineage: Eukaryota; Metazoa; Chordata; Actinopteri; Salmoniformes; Salmonidae
Gene: pdcd2l
Product: programmed cell death 2-like
Biological process (GO): apoptotic process
Cellular component (GO): cytoplasm
Source: RefSeq, a predicted model, not a curated record
AUAUCUGUGCGUCGUUACGUAACGGAGCUUGUUGACGAGUUUCAACAUGGCGAAGGGCAUCAAGUCCACUUCUAACAACUAAACAAUAGUAGAAUACUAUGGCUGGAGUUGACGAGGCAGUUCUCAUCGGACUGUGUGAUGGGGCAAUCGAUUCAAAGCGUUAUCCGAUGUCUUACUUGACGAACAAAAUUGGCGACCWACCGGACAAGCUUCCAGUGAUAUCAUGGCAACAUCCACGCUGUGGUCUAUGCAGCGUGGUCAUGGCCCAUGUGGUGCAGGUGUACUGCCCCCUAGCGGCGUCUCCCUACCACCGCACCCUGAAUGUGUUCGCCUGCCCKGGGCCACAGUGCAGCGGACAACCASAGAGCUGGAGGGUUCUGCGUUCUCAGUGUCUGGAAUCAGAGGUCAGAACCAACCCUGUGAUCCAACCUCCAGGCCACGCCCCAGUUAAAGAGGUUCCCAUGACAACCACAUACUGGUGUGAUGGGACUGAUGACUGGGGUGAGGAAGGGGACAAGCAGGAGGGGGGAGAUGGAUGGGACAAGGCCCAGAACCAAGCUCAUAUGGGGGGAGAGGAUCCUGAGAUCCUCUUACUCACCGGGACCUCCUCUGAGCUGGAUGUGAGUGGCAAGCUUCAGGGACUCAGUCUGGAAGGAGGAGAAAAGGUGUUGGAGGAGGAAGGGGAGGUCCCGGGUAACAUCCCUACCUACAGACCUUUCUACAUCAGUGUGGUGGAUGAGACUGACCUGGGUGGUCAGUCAGACCUGGAGCACGCUGAGACUUUGCUGAGGGAGUACGAGCAAAGAGAGGGAGUAGGGAAGAUCGGGAGCUCUGAGGGAGGAGGAGGGGAGGAGAGGUACGAGAAGGACAACCCCAGACAUGGAGACGCAGUGUUCUCUCGCUUCAUGAAGAGGAUCUCUGUGUGUCCGGAGCAGGUGUUACGGUACAGCUGGCACGGGUCUCCUCUCUUCUUGUCUGACCCCCCCUCGGACCCGCCUUGGAUUAAACCCGGCUGCUGUCACUGUGGAGGAAUCCGGGUGUUUGAGUUCCAGCUGAUGCCUGCUCUGGUCAGCCUGCUACAGAGGACAGACCCUGGGUCAAGGUCGUCGGUAGAGAUGGGGGAUGUAGAGAUGAAUACGGGGCUGGAGUUUGGUACUGUGAUGGUGUUUACUUGUAGAAACAGCUGUUGGUCGGCAGGUUCAACCUCGCCUGUGGAAGAGGUCAUCUAUCUACAGGCAGAUCCAGACCAGAAUCUCUUCAAAUAACCUGUGGAAGAGGUCAUCUAUCUACAGGCAGAUCCAGACCAGAAUCUCUUCAAAUAACCUGUGGAAGAGGUCAUCUAUCUACAGGCAGAUCCAGACCAGAAUCUCUUCAAAUAACUGACACACGUUUACAUACACAGUUUUUUUAUGCGAGUAAAGUGAUCAUUUUUUCCCGUUAAGACAUGGUGGGAUGUUUUUGUGUCAAAUUAAAUAUGCUAGAAAUACCUUUUUUUAAUGCGCAAAUAUUGGUAUAAUAACAAAGUGAAGUUGGGAGUCGUGAUGAUAUGUGUGUGGAUUCUCCCACCACGACUCGGGGAAAGCAUUUAUUAGGCUACAGAUUAAAUAAAUUAUGGGGUUGGUGAAAGGACACAGUGAUGAACUUGAUGCUCCUUUCCAAUAAAUAUCAAGGGUCUGAUUCUGAUGACAUGAUGAUUAAUGUUUAUAUAGRCCUUCUACACCUGCAUUGCUUGCUGUUUGGGGUUUUAGGCUGGGUUUCWGUACAGCACUUUGAGACAUCAGCUGAUG